UCCAGAGGCCUUGCCCACAGGGCAAAGCUGGACAGCAAUGGCGCACUGCUGAGCUUUACUGAGAAACUAGAAGCAGCUUGCAUGGGCACGGUGGAGUCUGGAAAAAUGACCAAGGAUCUAGCUCUUCUGAUCCACGGACCCAAGGUUAGGAGGGAUCAGUAUGUGAAUACAGAAGAGUUCAUUGAUGCGGUGGCGUGGGAGCUGAGAAGAAGAUUGUUAGGCAACUCCAGGUUGUGAGAAGAAAAAAAUUUUAACUCUGAAAAGCGUGGUCUUUGAUUUGAUGCCUUUCCAGUAUCUAUCCCACCUUCAUUAGUAUCCUAUAUAAAACUGUAUGUAUAGAAACUUAAGCCUGAGAAAGGGGCAAGCAAUUGCAUAAAUAAAAGAGAGAAAGAAAUAUGCUGUAAACUUAAUUUACCCAGGAACUCAGAAUUUCCCAAAGCCCUCAUUCAAUCUUUAAAAGAAUGCAGAUCUUUCUUUCUCUCUUGGUUGAAUUACUGUUGUAAAGCUACCAUCAGAUAUGGCUUAUGAUGUUUUCCCUCUCUUGGAGGGGUACUAUGAUCUAAUGAUC
Camelina sativa (false flax) is the source of this 568-nucleotide messenger RNA. The record is from RefSeq and is a predicted model, not a curated record. NCBI's taxonomy places the organism in Eukaryota, Viridiplantae, Streptophyta, Magnoliopsida, Brassicales, Brassicaceae.